Messenger RNA from Scophthalmus maximus (turbot), 1957 nucleotides. It is a transcript of the gene pgd, whose product is annotated as phosphogluconate dehydrogenase. Gene Ontology annotation, molecular function: NADP binding; phosphogluconate dehydrogenase (decarboxylating) activity. The transcript has 13 exons. Bases 137 to 1588 code for a protein of 483 amino acids. Gene Ontology annotation, cellular component: cytosol. Lineage: Eukaryota; Metazoa; Chordata; Actinopteri; Pleuronectiformes; Scophthalmidae. Gene Ontology annotation, biological process: pentose-phosphate shunt, oxidative branch; pentose-phosphate shunt. The record is from RefSeq and is a predicted model, not a curated record.
GAUUGGCUGAUGCUCCCCCGUCACCCAGGAGCGAGAAGGAGGAAGUGAAGUGAGGUGAGGCGGAUCAGCGCGUGAGCUCCACUGUCAGUCGGACACUUCUUUGCUAACUUCACGGAGACUUCGCCCGCAGAGCACAAUGGCUGAAGCAGACAUCGCACUGAUCGGCUUGGCUGUCAUGGGCCAGAACCUCAUCAUGAACAUGAACGAUCACGGCUUUGUGGUCUGCGCCUACAACCGAACUGUGUCCAAGGUGCACGACUUCCUGCAGAACGAGGCCAAGGGCUCCAAGGUGAUCGGAGCCGAGUCUCUGGAGGACAUGGUGGCCAAGCUGAAGAAGCCCAGGAGGAUCGUCCUGCUGGUCAAGGCAGGCCAGGCUGUGGAUGACUUCAUCGACAAGCUGGUUCCUCUUCUCGAGGCUGGCGACAUCAUCAUUGAUGGUGGCAACUCCGAAUACAGGGACACGACCCGGCGGUGUAAGAGUCUGAAAGAGAAGGACUUGCUGUUUGUUGGCAGUGGAGUCAGUGGUGGAGAGGAAGGGGCUCGUUUUGGACCCUCGCUCAUGCCAGGAGGACACAAAGAGGCCUGGCCACACAUUAAAGACAUCUUCCAGAGCAUCGCUGCCAAGGUUGGAACAGGAGAGCCUUGUUGUGACUGGGUUGGAGAUGACGGUGCAGGUCAUUUCGUGAAAAUGGUCCAUAAUGGCAUUGAGUAUGGCGACAUGCAGCUGAUCUGUGAAGCUUAUCACCUGAUGAAGGAUGUUCUGGAUAUGGACCAUGACGAGAUGGCACAGGCUUUCGAGAGCUGGAACAAGACGGAGUUGGACUCCUUCCUGAUCGAGAUCACGGCCAACAUCCUUAAAUACAGAGACUCCGAUGGCACACCUCUGCUGCCCAAGAUCCGCGACAGUGCUGGACAGAAAGGCACGGGGAAGUGGACGGCCAUUUCGGCCCUGGAGUACGGCACGCCUGUAACUUUGAUCGGGGAAGCUGUCUUUGCCAGAUGCCUGUCGUCUCUGAAGGAUGAGAGAGUGGAGGCCAGCGGCAGACUCUCGGGCCCACAGGGGGUCAAAUUCAGUGGCGACAAGACGGCCUUCCUCGAAGACAUCAGAAAGGCCCUCUACGCUUCCAAGAUCAUCUCCUACGCACAGGGCUUCAUGCUGCUGCGGCAGGCGGCCAAAGAGUUUGGCUGGUCCCUCAACUACGGCGGGAUCGCCCUGAUGUGGAGAGGAGGCUGCAUCAUCCGAAGUGUCUUCCUUGGUAAAAUCAAAGAGGCGUUUGACAGGGACGCUGAGCUGCAGAACUUGCUGCUGGACAACUUCUUCAAUGAUGCUGUGAAGGAUUGUCAGGCGUCAUGGCGCAGAACUGUGGGCACUGGAGUGCAGCAUGGCAUCCCCAUGCCCUGCUUCACCACGGCUCUGUCCUUCUAUGAUGGUUACAGACAUGAAAUGCUGCCGGCCAACCUCCUCCAGGCCCAGAGGGAUUACUUUGGCGCUCACACGUACGAGCUGUUGUCAAAACCCGGCUGCUUCAUCCACACCAACUGGACGGGCCACGGGGGAAAUGUCUCCUCUUCGUCCUACAACGCCUGAGGACCACCCUCGCACUCAAAAACACAGACAGGAGGGCCGUUACCCUGUGGGAGAAGAAAAACAUGUUAAACAUUCCAUCUUUAUAUGUUUAAGACCCACACACCCAACGGUCACUUUCAUCCAACUCUUUAUUCCUUCAAAGACGCGUUGCAGUUUUAUUUAUCAAUGUCGUAAACUCUCUCCCCGUGUGUAUGUAGAGACUCUCCACCCGGUCACAAGAGGGAGAAGCAAUGGAUAUUGUACCGACCAUCAGGCUAAUGUUCAGCAGUCAUGUUGGGCCCAAGGUUCACAGUGUUAACACUGGAUAACGGUGAACCGUUGCACUGUACUGUAUUAGGCUAAAUAAAGAUUUCAAUCCCUUUAUAAAUA